This is a messenger RNA of Hydra vulgaris (swiftwater hydra), 900 nucleotides long. The record is from RefSeq and is a predicted model, not a curated record. NCBI's taxonomy places the organism in Eukaryota, Metazoa, Cnidaria, Hydrozoa, Anthoathecata, Hydridae.
AGAUAAACCGCCGUCGAAAUGAAAGAGAUGAGCCCAGGCGAGCUGAGAUAAAUCGUCGUCGAAUGGAAAGAGAUGAGCCCCGGCGAGCUGAGAUAAAUCGUCGUCGAAUUGAAAGAGAUGAGCCCCGGCGAGCUGAAAUAAAUUGUAAUCAAAAUGAAAGAAAUCAGGCUAGGCGAGAACUUAAUAGGUAUAAUAUGCAUCGCAUAGCAAGAAAUAAUAUUGCUAUAGAGAGUAACUACCUCGGAGAAUUAAACCAUAAUUGUCAGUAUUGCAGUGCAAAGAAGUUUUUAAAUGAAACUCAUUUUUUGUGCUGCCAUUCAGGAAAAGUUGCAUUAGCUCCUCUUUCUCUUUAUCCGCCAUUGUUGACUGGUUUAAUGACAGGAAACCAUGUUGAUCAUGCUGUAAAUCAAAAUUUUUUUAAACACAUAAGGAGUUAUAAUUCCUCUUUAUCUUUUGCUUCCUUCACUGCCGAAAUAGCUCCUCCCUCAAAUAAUGGCCCUUUCUGUUUUAGGGUCUGUGGGCAAAUUUUGCAUCGUGUUGGAAAUUUAAGGCCUGCAGAAGGUUGUCUGCCCAAAUAUUGUCAGCUGUAUAUCUAUGAUCCUAAUGCAGCAGUGUCAUUCAGAAUGGAACAACCUGGUAAUGAUGGUUGUAUACAUGAGUUAAUGAAACUCUUGCAAACAUUAAUUAAUCAAGAAAACCUUCUGUUACAACUGCUGCUUCUUCUGUUACAAGCUCGAAGUCAUGGGAAGAAUUCAGAAAGUAUCGCUCCCAGCAUCCAGGCCCUCUAUCUAUGAGGGCCUUCCAUCGCUGGUGUUUGUAUGGGGACGACCAUCCCUCCUUUAGAUGGAGGGAUGGCACCCCAUACAACACGGGGAAUAAAGCGGAUGCUGGGAGGAGAAG